This is a messenger RNA of Phasianus colchicus (ring-necked pheasant), 7622 nucleotides long. It is a transcript of the gene AP1G1, whose product is annotated as adaptor related protein complex 1 subunit gamma 1. NCBI's taxonomy places the organism in Eukaryota, Metazoa, Chordata, Aves, Galliformes, Phasianidae. Gene Ontology annotation, biological process: intracellular protein transport; vesicle-mediated transport. The record is from RefSeq and is a predicted model, not a curated record. Gene Ontology annotation, cellular component: Golgi apparatus; AP-1 adaptor complex; membrane coat.
GAAGGAGCUGUGGUUGGAGAUUCCUCCUUGGUGAAGCUUUCCCCUGUGAACCUGGAAUCUUCGGAUAGAGUGAGCAAUUUCUUCCCUUCCUUCAUAGCACCUCUCUAUUGAGCCGAUCCUCCUGUCAUUACACCUCUGGUGAAACACCUUUUGGCAUCAUAUUGAUCUGUCCAAUUGCUACAGGGGCGAUUGCUUUUAAAAUUUGCAUUGCCAUUUGUGUUGAUGUGGAAGGAACAAGAACAUGUGUGUUCUGUAUGGAGGGAAAAGUGUUAAUUAACCCUGAAAAACAAGGCUUGCUACUUUGAAAGAGGUUUUAAGCCAGAUGAAGUUAAAUUUCAGAUGUGCUAUUCCUAGAUGAUAUGGGUGUCCUUUGUGUUCGUCACCUUGUGCAGUGAAACAUCUCUGAAAUGUAGAGUUCUGUCCAGUUAUACUGCUAUUGGCAGUUUGCUAUUCAGUAGCUUCAUGGUUACCUGAGACUGAUUUUUCUGAAUAUUUUAAAUGGCUCAUAGUGUUACUUUCAAGAUCCUGGCUGAUACUGAGACAGAUUUUAUAGCACAUUACUUAUUAUGUCUUACAGUUCUGAAUUCUUAAUCCUAUUCAGAUUUUGAUUUUACGGUUCUUCAUUAGCUCUUGUCAGUAAACAGAUGAUUGAUACAUGGCCUCAGUUCCUUCCUUUAGUGAAGUUUGAGUGCGUGCAUGUCGAAUCCCAGUGGAAUUCUGGUACCGUUAGGUUUUGCUGCCUUGACAGGCUGUGGCACAGUCAUGCUGUGCGUUGUCCAUCCUUCAUUCAUACUAUCGGGGAAAUCCAAAGCACUUGUCAAUAAAUCAUCUUCUGGAGCUUUUUGGAGUCGUCUUUCAUUCUCUUUGUGCCUUUUAUCAUAGUGUAGCUUAAUAAAAGAGUGCUGACUGUGUAUCCAUGGAGUCCAUGAGACCUUGUGCCUGUCUUGCUAUUACUGCUUGUCAUUGUUCUCAGUGGGUAUAGUUUUGAGUUAUGGAGUGCUUGGCAGUGUGAAUGUGGAAAAAUGUUUCCCAUUGUUCUGUGUUGAUUUGAUUAAAGGGGGGAGGAUGCUUAGGUGUAUUUCUUGAAAGAAGCGGGAAAAGGGGAGUCAUUGGAAUCUUUUUCAUUUAGUAGAAGUUGUUUUUUUUUUCCUUAGCUGUACACCUGCAAAUGCAUACUGGUCAGGUGUGUAUCUGGUGAGGUAGUUGCUAUCUUAUGUGAAUUGGAUGUCUCACAUCCUGGAGGGAUAUCCAUGCAACCUUGUUGCCUCCAUUGAAGCUCUUCUGAUUGCUUUUCUGUCUCGGAUUUUUUUCUACCAGGGCUUUAAAAAAGUGCUAAUUGUAUGCAGUCAUGUGACUUACUACCUGCAAGCGGAAGCAUUGUGGAUUUGAUAGUUAAUUAAUGGAUAGGGUCAUCCAGAGGAACAUGAGAUUGUACAGGAUUGUGUUGAUGGCUUUGUGGGUCCAUUGUGCUGUUAAUGGCUUUGUGGGUCGCCUUUCUGAGUACUGAAGUGUGCCGUCCUCAGCACGCUGAAGGAGUUCUUGGGGUCUGGAAUGGGAAAUGUGAAACUUGAGUUUUGUUGAGUCUGGAUACCUGCUUGGUUUGUUGUCUUGCAGGGUGUGGUUUUAGGGUGAUUAGCUUUCCUGACUGCUGCAAGCUGUAGGUCUUCAGUGACCAAGGGGCAUCUGAUGGUGAUGUCAGAGUGCUGGCAGAGAUGAGCAGGCAGGAUAUGAAUGUGGCAGUUUAGGGCAUCCCUGCCACCUUCAUUCAGAAGUGUCUGCACUGUGUGUGGCUGUAUUUUUGAAUGGAGUAGCAGUGUCAUCCCCAGCAGUCCCUAUUGGCUUCUUUUCUCCCAAUUUUGUAAUUAUUUAUUCUCUAGAUCUGUGUCAACACUGUUGUGAUGUGUCACCUGAUACAGACAGUGGUGUCAGAGCUGCCACUGAAGUUUCUGAGGUUAAUGUGGCUCUUCCAAGAGCAGGUCUGCUAGCUUUAGCCAGGAGAAUUGUCAAAAUCUAGGCUAUUUUCUCUCAGAUCAUUUUAACUUUUUUGAGGCAGGGAGUGAAACGUACUUCUUGGUCAGCACCAGAUUGGUACUGCUUUGUAUGAUAAGAGUUCAGGAGCUGUUUCUCUCAAAUGGGAGAGAAUGUAGGGUUGGAAUGAGCACAGCAUGGCUGAAAGGCUUGGAAGUGCAGGGGUGCUUUACCUCAGGAGCAGUCAGCAGACUCUUGAGAGCGUUCCACAAAGUUUGUUUUGGGGGAAGUGUGUGCUCUGGUGGCUUGUUCCUAUCAGUGCAGUGCAAUUUUCUUGGUAGUAAGAAAACUCUUUCUGACAGGGAAGGAGGAGGAAGACACAAACAAUACAUUUAACAGAAAUUUUGCAGUAAAAAGGAUAAAAGAAAAUGUGUCUGCGUAAGAAAGUAGCUCAAGCUGCGAAGAGUGUGAAGGGAUUUGUUCUUGCAAGGUGGAGACAUUAUUUUUUUGUAUCUGGGGUUGGGCAGAACAUUUUUUUUGGUGGGAAGUAUUCAAAGAUACGUUUAAAGAACGCUGGAAGAUUUAGUACUGUUUUUUUGGUUUUUUUUAAGUGUGGAUGUGUAGUUGCAGCACAGAAGCAGAAGUUUGAAUGCUGAAAAAUAAAUCAUGGCUGUCCCUCGUUGCUCCCUGUUGUCCUCCUUGUGAGCAGUUCUGGUCAGGCAGGAUAUGUGUGAGAGAUACAGGUGCUCUUCAAAGUAGCACAGUUUGCACAGUGUAUUUGUAAUAUAUCACACUUCGAUGGGGAAAAAAAGAAAGCAGGGAGCUCCAUAACUUGACCAUUAUCUGAUGAAGAUUCUUAGCUCUUAAUCCUUUGUUUUCUGAAUUACUGGUUCCUUGCUUUACUGUCUAUGUGAUGUUUAGAGGAAUGUAGUGUGAUUUGUUGUUUGUUUAUGUAAUCCAUGCUUACAAAUGUCCUUACCCACUUGUUUCAAUGAAUGGAUGAUGACAGUGAAAUCUUACUGGAUCUUCGGUAUUGGCUUUUGUUUUUUCUGCCUCUUCAGCAAAGUAGGAAAUCCUGCCUUAACACUGAAGAAUGCAACAUGAAGGUUCUUAGACUGCACUUCAAAUGUAUGCUAAUUUCAUGUGGUGCUAUUUCCAUUGGCUGAAGUGAUUUAAGCUUUCUGCCUGUUUACUUUCUGUUGUCCAGGGCAAGAUUUACUGGAACAAACAAAGCCUUCUAUAAAAAUACCUACAGAAUGUAACAAAUCACUGGAGAUAGUGUUCAGCAAUUUAUAAACCCUUCAAGUACAGUGUGAGAACAGGACUUGUGAUAUCAAACCAAAUUAGUACCAAACUUCGGUUUGUUUGCAGACUAAAUUUUUGCAGAUAAACAAUGCAACUGUUUAACUUGUAGUUGCCACUGCCUCUGUUCUGAGGAGCAGAAGCUUAAGAUGAUCUGUAACUUGAUGGUUCUGCACUUAAGGGUGACUUAGUGUAGGAGCCCAUGCUUCACAUCUUUCUUGCUCCAUCUUGGCUCUCCCAGAGCUGUCUGCUCAAACUGCCUUGUGCCACGUAAGCUUAACUGUUCUGUUUGAAGGCAUCUCAUUUGUAGAGGAAAGUAACAUGCUGGGUUUCAGAUGUACAAGUGGCCUCAUCUGGCAUGCUGGGUCCCAGUCAUGCUGUCUGUAGAGCAGUGGAAGGAGUGGAAUCAGUCUCCUCUUUCAGAGUGAGCCUAUACCUAAGUGAUUAUUAUAAUAAGAUAUUGUUAUUAAUGAUGAUGAAGUUACUGCCUAUAGGCUGCAGAGGUAUAUGUCUGUAUGGGAACUGUUGAGUCACAUCCUGAACCACUGAUUGAGCACCUGGGGAAAAGACCCAGCCAGACUUUGGAGCACAGGUGAAGGCAGUUCAGCCGUGGGACCAGAAGGGGCGGAGCCUGGCUGCAGCUCUCUUAGACCUCAUUGAAGGGCUGAGUGCCACUGGGGAAGGAGCUGUGGUUGGAGAUCCCUUCUUGGUGGAGUCUUUCCUGUGACCCUUGAUCAUAGGAGAUGGAGGAUGCCAGCCCCCAUCAGACUGCGGGAGCUGAUCCGGACCAUCCGGACAGCAAGAACCCAGGCAGAAGAGCGUGAGAUGAUUCAGAAGGAAUGUGCUGCUAUCCGGUCAUCCUUCCGAGAGGAAGAUAACACAUACAGAUGCAGAAAUGUGGCAAAGCUGCUGUAUAUGCACAUGCUGGGAUACCCUGCACAUUUUGGACAGUUGGAGUGCCUCAAGCUCAUUGCCUCUCAGAAAUUCACAGACAAGCGCAUUGGGUAUUUAGGUGCCAUGUUGCUGCUGGAUGAGAGACAGGAUGUCCAUCUUCUUAUGACCAAUUGCAUCAAGAAUGACCUUAACCACAGCACGCAAUAUGUGCAGGGGCUGGCACUCUGCACUCUUGGCUGCAUGGGCUCUUCAGAAAUGUGCAGAGACCUUGCAGGAGAGGUUGAAAAGCUCCUCAAAACAUCCAACUCCUAUCUUAGGAAGAAGGCAGCACUGUGUGCUGUUCACGUUAUUAGAAAGGUGCCUGAACUUAUGGAGAUGUUCCUGCCAGCCACCAAAAACUUGCUGAAUGAAAAGAACCAUGGUGUUCUACACACAUCAGUAGUCCUCCUCACGGAGAUGUGUGAGAGAAGCCCAGACAUGCUUGCACACUUUAGAAAGAACGAAAAGCUUGUUCCCCAACUAGUUCGUAUUCUGAAGAACCUUAUCAUGUCUGGAUAUUCACCAGAGCAUGAUGUGUCUGGGAUCAGUGACCCCUUUUUGCAGGUGCGAAUCCUGCGGUUGCUAAGGAUUCUAGGGCGAAACGAUGAUGAUUCUAGUGAAGCAAUGAAUGACAUACUUGCACAGGUUGCUACUAAUACAGAAACAAGUAAAAAUGUGGGAAAUGCCAUUCUGUAUGAAACUGUGCUGACUAUUAUGGACAUAAAAUCUGAGAGUGGACUGAGAGUGUUAGCCAUUAACAUCCUAGGCCGUUUCUUAUUAAACAACGACAAAAAUAUUAGAUAUGUGGCUUUGACAUCACUGUUGAAAACUGUGCAGACAGACCAUAAUGCAGUACAGAGACAUAGAAGCACAAUUGUGGACUGCCUGAAAGAUCUGGAUGUCUCCAUUAAAAGGCGUGCAAUGGAACUGAGUUUUGCUCUUGUUAAUGGGAACAAUGUUCGUGGAAUGAUGAAGGAGUUGCUGUAUUUCCUAGAUUCAUGUGAGCCAGAGUUCAAGGCAGACUGUGCAUCUGGAAUAUUCCUUGCAGCAGAAAAAUACGCUCCUUCCAAACGCUGGCACAUAGACACAAUCAUGAGAGUCUUAACAACGGCAGGAAGUUAUGUUCGUGAUGAUGCUGUUCCCAACCUGAUCCAGCUAAUAACUAAUAGUGUGGAGAUGCAUGCCUACACUGUGCAGAGACUCUACAAAGCCAUCCUUGGUGAUUACUCUCAGCAGCCACUGGUUCAAGUGGCCUCCUGGUGCAUAGGAGAGUAUGGAGAUCUUCUGGUGUCUGGUCAGUGUGAAGAAGAGGAGCCAAUACAGGUAACAGAGGAUGAAGUUCUUGAUAUUUUAGAAAGUGUUCUGAUAUCUAAUAUGUCUGCAUCUGUUACACGAGGCUACGCUCUCACUGCCAUCAUGAAGCUUUCCACAAGGUUCACCUGCACUGUCAAUCGCAUUAAGAAGGUAGUUUCCAUUUACGGCAGUAGCAUUGAUGUGGAGCUACAACAGAGGGCAGUGGAAUAUAAUGCACUAUUUAAGAAAUAUGAUCACAUGAGGCCAGCCCUGCUUGAGAGAAUGCCGGUGAUGGAGAAAGUCACCACCAAUGGCCCUACUGAGAUUGUACAGACCAAUGGAGAGACAGAAACAGCGGUACUGGAAACCAAACCUCCGCACUCUGGAUUGCAGCCUGGUAGCCAGGCAAAUGAUUUGUUGGACUUGCUGGGGGGGAAUGACAUAACACCUGUAAUCCCCACUGCACCUACAAGCAAGCCAGCCUCUGCUGGUGGGGAGCUCCUUGACCUACUGGGAGACCUCAACCUAACAGGUUCCCCAGUAUCUGCCCCUGCACCCCAGAUAUCACAGCCUCCAUUCCUGCUUGAUGGACUGUCAUCACAGCCUCUCUUCAAUGAUAUUGCUGCAGGAAUCCCUUCAAUUACUGCAUACAACAAGAAUGGGCUGAAGAUUGACUUCAGUUUUGAGAGGUCAAACACCAACCCCAGUGUCACUGUAAUCACAAUACAGGCCUCCAACAGCACAGAGCUGGAUAUGACAGAUUUUGUUUUCCAAGCUGCAGUACCAAAGACAUUCCAACUGCAGCUUCUGUCUCCUAGCAGCAGUGUCAUCCCUGCAUUUAAUUCGGGGACCAUUACACAGGUCAUUAAAGUCCUGAAUCCACAAAAGCAACAACUACGUAUGCGGAUCAAGUUGACGUAUAAUCACAAGGGCUCAGCAAUGCAGGAUCUAGCAGAAGUCAACAACUUCCCCCCUCAGUCUUGGCAGUGAGGCUCUGGCACCAUUCUUAUUCUCACCCCACCCAAUCAAAAGAACUCUGGGAAGAAGGUUGUGAUCCUUGGCAGUCCCCUAAACUGCACCAUGGGCAUGGGGAACAGAUGAGACCUGCUGAUGAGGAGGAAUUUUCCUGAAGUGAUUGCUGACUUUGAAGCAUAUCUGUUGAGACUAAUCUCCUCUCCUCCGCUGAUGAGGCUGGUGGCUUGUGGAGGCUACUCUGCACUCCCUCACACAUGCAUUCACAGCCAGAAGCAACAUUCCCUCCCUUCCCUGCCUCUCUACCCCCAAAGAAAAACAGCCUGGUUGGAAGAGAAGUCUGGAAUUUCUUGCAGGGAAACUUUCUAUCUCUGCAGCAAGUGAACAACUGCCCCUUCUUUCUGCUGUCUUUUUUUUUUUUUUUCCCCCCCCUGGGAUGGUCAAGGUGUGUUUUCAUUCGUUACUAGCUGGAUUAUCUUCAGGCACUUUCAUCUGGGGCUCAGAAUGGGAACAUGGAGAACUUUAGGUCACUUUGCCUCUUUCUUACUGUAUCCCCCAUGUCUAAAGGGGCUGGAGGCUUUUUUUGGCCUGUUCAGUGCAUUACUGUAUACACACACCUCUUAGUUAUGUGAUACGUACCAAGAGCAAGUCAGGCCUUGGGACUUCAUCUGCAGACCUGGGACAGUGCAGGAAAGAGGUGCCAGUGAGGCUGAUUAAAAUUGCAUUGGUGCUGUACUUGGAAAUGAAGACCUUACACUUGAAUUUUCUUUCUUUCCAUCAGUGGCUGCAGCCAUACAGAUUCAGUCUUCUGUAGCUUCCCCGGAAAGUAUGGUGAUGUAUAAGAUGUAGCGAUCUAAGGAGCAGCUGGUUUUCUACCGCAGUUAAUUUCAAAGCCUUUAGUUGUGGUUUAUGGUAAGAAAAGACACAUUCAAUUUUGUAGAUCAGUCUUUGAGCAAAAGCUCUGUUGCCUGCUGGGAGACUCACCGGAGACUAUGCUGCAGAGUUGUUCUUAGUUAUUCCAGACUUUCUCCCCGGUUUAAUUUCCAGAGCCUGUUGUAGACUCCCUGGGUUCCAUUUGAUUUACUUCUGACUGGGAUAUUUGUGUUGUAUCUGUAACAUUGGCACUGAAAUAAAGACCAUGCGGUUUAAAGAGA